This is a messenger RNA of Daldinia caldariorum, 776 nucleotides long. RefSeq lists its product as uncharacterized. The coding region runs from base 70 to 687 and encodes 205 amino acids. The transcript has a single exon. The record is from RefSeq and is a predicted model, not a curated record. NCBI's taxonomy places the organism in Eukaryota, Fungi, Ascomycota, Sordariomycetes, Xylariales, Hypoxylaceae.
CACUAACACCGAAAACCUUCUUUUUCAUUCUUUUUUCCUUCCAACUCACAUGGCAACAAGUCUCCCAACAUGGACAAGUUGAUAUGGCGCAAAGCCGCGAUAGCUACGGCACCCCUCUGGCCUGUAGCCCCGCGGCUAAUAUUUCUCAAUCAGCCUCUCUUCGUCCGACAUGCUAGCACGGUUCCGUCAAUAAUGCAGACAUCGUUCUGGAAGAACUUGGUACCGAAACCUUUUAGACGCUCAGAACGAUCCGUGGGCCGGCGUGGUACGCUCAAGGGGUUUAUGUCAAAGGAGUGGAAUCCAGCAACAUUCUACAUCAUCAUAUUCCUCUUCAUUGGAUCCAUGGCUAUACAGAUGAUUGUGUUGAAGAAGGAUUUUGAAACAUUUAUGAGGCGGUCCGAAGUUCGCAUCGGGACACUGCGCGAGGUGGUGGAGAAGCUGCAGAGAGGUGAAGAAGUUGAUGUCGAGAAAGCGUUAGGCACUGGGGAUGCUGAAAAGGAGAAAGAAUGGGAGGAAGUAUUAAGAGAAAUUGAGCGGGAUGAUAUCCUCAAGAAUACGAAGAAAUCUGAAAAGACAAAACAACCUACAACAGAUUUGAUAAAGACAGAAUCUAGUAGUAGUCCUGGUGUUACGGAAAUUAGGGAACAUCCAAAGACAAAGGCUGGAGGCUAUUCGAAUUUUUUCUAGCCUCCGAAUUAUGGCAGGUUAUAUGCCUAUAUACAACAAGACUUACUAGAUAUGCUAUUACGACAUCAUAUCUUUGAAAACUGCGGCAC